Messenger RNA from Ectocarpus siliculosus, 2532 nucleotides. NCBI's taxonomy places the organism in Eukaryota, Phaeophyceae, Ectocarpales, Ectocarpaceae. The record is from the annotation of a GenBank genome assembly.
AUGUCGUCCAUCACGGUGCCCACGACAAAGACAUGGGGGAGAUCGGCUGCAUCGUCGAGGGUGGAAAGCGCUGUUGUCCCCGUCAUGCCAGCAGCCACGCCAAUUCAGAGACGCACUGCCAAGAAGUCGAAAAAUUCAAACGCCCGCGCCACGGUUCACCUCGUGGACAGCGUCAGAGAGGUCGUGCAAGCUUUCGAGCUGGAGUACUCUCAGGCCCGCGCGGAGUCGGUAGAGCUGAAGGCAGUGCUCGACGACCACCGCACGCAGUUGUCCGACCUGCGACGGCACCUCGAGAAGGAGUCGAGCGAGAACGGCACUCUCGAGGCCGUGGUACAGCACCGGGCCGCCCGAAACACGGCGGGCGACGCCAGGCUCCGCGAGCUGGAGGCCGCGUUCAAGCAGGUCCUCGCCGACGAGGGGCACAUAGCAUCCAGCGCCGCCGCGCUUGAGUCGGACCUCGUCGUGUUCACGGCGGAGCACAAGCGCAUCCGGGACAAGACCGCCACCGCCGCCUCCUGGCUCGACCUCGCGCAGGCCGGACUCCUUCAGCGGGAGCGCACGCUCGCCGCGGCCCAGAGCGAGAGCGACAGGCUCACGGCGGCGGUGGAGGCCGGGCGCCGGGCGGUCGCCGACCGCGAGGGUCUGCUGAGGGGCGAGCAAGAGAGGGCGUCGAGGUCGAGGGCCCUGGCCGGAGAGGCGGCCGACGACGCCAAGGCCCUCGAGAGCGAGGUCGCCGGGCUGCGGCGGGACCUGGCCCGUAAGGAGGAGGAGAGGGGCGAGGCCGCGGACACCCUUUCUGCGAUCAAGAAGCACACGGCGGAGACCACGGUUAGGAUCGCCAAAGCCAAGGCAACCCGUGCGGAAGACCUCCAGGAUGCCCAAGACCGCCUGGCCGAGCUGAAGCAGCAGGUGGCCACCAAGGAGAGGGCCAAGACAGAGCUCGACGAGAGGGUCAAGGCCGGGCAAGAGGCGCUGGUUGCAGAGAGGGCGGGUCAGAAGGCCAAGAGGGCGGAGAUCGCGGCUUUGAGAGCAACUCGGAAGGAAACCGUGGAUGCAGAGGUUCGCCUUCUCUCGGACCAGCUGGCAACUGCUGACGCUGAGAUCGUCAAGGCGGAGGAAUCGGUGGCACAAGCGUCGGACAGAAUGAAACGGGCGAACGCCGAGUUCAGCAACCUCAUGGCGGCUCUGUCGCUGGUGUUCCGCGAGUACGACAAGGCGGUGACCGCCAACCGCCAGCUGGAGCUCGACGCCACCGACACGGAGAGCGCCCUCAAGGCCUUGAGCGAGGAGAGCCAGGGGGACCUGCUCCUCCUGCACGAGAAGCGCGACCGCCUGAGGGCCUCCAACGCGGAGCUGAGAGCGGCCGCAGAGGCGGAUCGACGCCGCGCCGAGGAGCUCGAAAUUCUACUUUGCGACUCGCAGAAAGGCGUGGACGAAGCAACGGCGUCCAUCGCCGCCAAGCAGGUUCUCGUCGCCGACACCAAGAAACGCCUGCAGGAGGGAGAAGCCAGGCUUCAAGCCAAGAAGGAGAGAAAGACACAGGCCCUGCAUGCGGCGGAGGGGUGUGUGGCUGCGGCAGAGGUCCAGGCACAGGCCUCUCGCGCCCGGCUGGAACAGUGCCAGACGGCGGUUAUCGCCUUCGACCAAGAAGCGGCGGCUUGGACCCCACCGCCGGCUACCCUGGGCGAGGAAGACCGCCAGCGCGUGGAAGACGAGGCUGCGGCAGCGGUCCAAAGAGCCCGCGCCGCUGGCGGGGACGAAUCUCACGCGAAACGGCUGCGAGACCUCGAGGAGACGCUGACCACGAUCCAAGAGGGUGGCGCCGCCAAGCUCAAAGCAGCUAAGGAGGCAAAGGCGGCUCGACUGACAUCUCUUCGAGACCAAGUGCUCCAUGCCUCACACGAAUUGGCGGAUCUACGUUCCCGGGGCGAGGCCGCCAAGAACGUGGAGGCUGCUCUGAACCUCAAGCUGGAGGCGCGCCGAGAGGCCGAACAACGUCGCGCAGCCGAAGCCGCCGUUGCCGCACAGGAGGCCGCUAAAGCAGCUGCUGAGGAGGCCGCCGCCCUGGCUGCCGCUCAAGCCGCCGCCGCAGCUCAAGCCGCCGCCGCUCAAGCCGCAGCAGCUGAGGCUGCCGAAGCCGCGGCGCUUCGAGCCGCCGCCCUCCGGGCGGCCAAGGCCGAAGCCGCCAAAGCGGAACCACCCGCACCACGCUUCGCCACCCCUGAGACUCGCCCCAGCAACCCCCCGUCGUCAGCGUCCGGACACUAUGCGCCGCCCUACGGAGGACGACCCCCGGCACGGAGCCUCUCCAAGGCUGCCACCGGUCAACCCGCCGCCGCCGCCGCCGCCGCCGCCGCCGCCACUGCCGUCGCCUCUGACUGGCUGGUGGUACGCCAAGUCGCCGGCGGUUCGGCUCAGACUUCCGGGCGCGGCGGAGGCGCUAGAGGUGGUGCUACGAGUGGUCGGUCCCGGCACCUCUCUGCAGAUAAAGAGGUCGGAUGUCUAGACUGGCUGCGGCAUGUUCUAGCGUAA